AAAAAGAUUGAGAAUGGAGGCCAAUAAUUUAUCUAACAUGUUUAAAUAAAAAAAAUCGGGUGUCCAUUUUCAUUAAGAGUAUCUUUGUAAAUUAGCAACUUUUUUACAUAGAACUUACCUGUUCGUUGUUAUUAUUUUCCAAUUUGAUGAUAUCUUUAUUUCGUUUGAAUCGGAUAUGAGGAAUUCAUUAUCAAGAUUAUUUUCUUUAUAUAACUCGUUAGCAAUUAUACGUAUUCAUUCCAUUAAUCGUGAAGUUUCGCAUUUGUGUUUCAGUUUUCUAAUUCGUAUUCAGUUUUCCGCCGAUUUGAUCAGGUGGUGAAUCUUCAAGUUCAGUACAUGAUGCACAAUAUUGUGAUGAUAUAAUUGGAGAAAAUGUCUAUAAGCCAGAUGUACCUAUUCAACUUAUUCCAAUUUAAGGGUUUAAUCUUCAAAUCAUUAAAGUUGGCUAUCAAAAUGUAUUCUGAGUAUGCUGAAAUUAGUGGUUUUGAUGUUAGACUGAGCACACAGUCAAGGUUUGAUAACAAGAUUAUAAAGAAGAAACAUGUUAUAUGUAAUCGUGGUGGUAAACAGAAAAAGAAAUCUUGUGACACAUUAGGUACAAGUGGUGUUAGGAGGAAACGAAAUUCAAAUUCAAAAGCUAUUGGUUGUCAAGCAAAGAUUAUAUUUGAAUCUGUGUAUGGAACUCCAGAUUAUAAAGUUUUUUAGUUUGAUGAACUUCACAACCAUCCACUUGAGAAGAGAAGCGAUUUAAAAAAAAGCGAGACAAAUGUCAUAUUCAGAAAAAGAGUAUUGUGCAUGCUUCCACAUCAAAAAUAGGUCCAACUAUGGCUCAUAAGUUGAGGGCAAGUUUGAGAGGUGGGUAUGAGUUUGUAAAGCCAAAAGUAGUUGACUAUAAAAAUUUAAGGAGACAUAUCAACAGUGUUAUUGGUUAUAAAUAUGCCCGGAUGAUAUUAAACACAAUGAAUGACCGUCGAGCUCAUUAUCCAAAUUACUCAUUUGAGUUUAAUUGUCAAGAUGAUGUUUUGGACUGUAUGUUUUGGGCUGAUGAAAUGGAGAAGACAUAUUAUGCUGAAUUUGGUGAUGUUAUCUUGUUUGAUGCGACUUUCCGAACAAACAAGUAUCGAAUGGUUUUUGUUCCGUUUACUACUAUUGACCAUCAUAAAAAAAUGGUUACUGUUGGAUCUGGGUUGCUAAGCAAUGAAAGCAUUGAGUCUUACUCUUGGUUGCUUAAAACAUUUCUUAAAACUCAUGGGAAAGAACCAACACUUGUUUUAACCGAUCAAGAUGCUGCAAUAAAACAAACUGUUGAGAAUGUGUUUUGUAAUUCAAAGCAUCGAUUAUGUAUGUGACAUAUAAUGAAAAAGUUGAAAAAAAGGUAUUAUUUUAAUAUAUUUCAAAUAUAUUACUUAUUAGUAUAUUCGUUUAUGAAUAUUGAUUGUUAUUUUACUUAUUAUUAUUUAUUCAUUUAUGAAUAUUUUUGUUUAAAUACAGAUAUCAGAUGAUUUAUUUACUAACACAGACUUUAGAAAAAGAUUUUCAAAGCUUGUUUGGGACAUUAAUAUGAAACCUGAUGUUUUUGAGGUGAAGUGGGGUUUGCUUACGAAGGAAUUCAAUAUUGAAGACACAAGAUGGUUUAAAGACAUGUUUACAAUACGUGUUUCAUGGACACCUGGAUAUUUUAGUGAUAUUCCAAUGUGUGGUUUGAUGAAGACUACAUCGAGGUCAGAGAGUAUGAAUUCAUUCUUUAAUACAUACUCAGAAAGUGGGAACUUACUUUUGAGUUUCAUGAUGAAUUACGACACUGCCAUUCAAAAGCAAAGGAAUACUCAACGAGAUCUUGAUAAGGCAUCAAAGAAAGCAUCAUAUAAAAUGCAAACACCUCGAGAAAUAGAACUGCAAGAAUCAAAGGUUUAUACAAGUACAUUAUUUUUUGAGGUGCAAAAAGAAAUAUAUAAAGCAUGUUUUUUCUGUACAUACUCAUAUGUUGGUAUUGAAGAUGGUUGGGAAGUUUACAUUGUGCAGCACAACAACAGUAAAAGUGAUUUUAAAAAUGAAUUUAAGGUUGAAAUAAAAGCUGAAGAAAAAGAAAUAAAUUGCAGUUGUGAACAUUUUAAGCGUAUAGGUGUUUUAUGCAGACAUGCUUUUACAAUAAUGAUGAGAUGUGGUGUUAAAGAAAUUCCUGAAAGGUACAUUUUGAAGAGAUAGAGAAAGGAUGUGAUAUCAAGAAAUUAUCGUUUUAGUUCUGUUCAGUCCGAUUCAGGUGAUUGUGACAAUGUAAAGCUAGUCAAUGAUUCAUAUUAUAGUUUUGAAUCAUGUUUGGAUAUUGUAAGAGAUGACAAAAAGAGAUUGGCUUUGUUUGCUGAGAAGUAAAAAUGUUGUUGAAGGAAUUUGAGAGUAAUUAUAUUUCUCUUGGAUUGAAAAGCAAGACAGAUGGUGAAGUUGUAUGCAAGCUUUUGGGUGUUACUAUUCCUAUUCCAGAAGAGAUUAAUAUUCAUGUUCCUGAAGUUCAAAGCAGUAAAGGUUUUGGAAUCAAGAAAAGAAUUUCAAGUGUAGGUGAAGUAGCAUAUGAAAAUUCUACAAAAGAACAUAGAAUGUGUUCAGGAUGUGGAAAACGAGUUCCACACAAUUUACGUACUUGUCCAGAAAGAGUUGGAGCUGCUAAAUCAGCAAAAGACAGUUAGGGAUUUUUUAGUGUUUUUUUUAUGUUUUUUGGUUUAAUUCAUUAUGAAUAUAUGCAGAUAAAAAAAAUAAACAAUAAUAUUCAUGUAUGAAUAAUACACAUUUAUAUUGAUAUGGUAAAUUGAUAUGUUG
This is a messenger RNA of Lactuca sativa (garden lettuce), 2811 nucleotides long. The record is from RefSeq and is a predicted model, not a curated record. NCBI's taxonomy places the organism in Eukaryota, Viridiplantae, Streptophyta, Magnoliopsida, Asterales, Asteraceae.